CUUUCUGUCUCAAUUUUCUUCACAACGAGCGAGAAGGAGAAACAAAAGAAAGGGUCAGAGACAGACACCGUAGAAAACGAAGCCUUUUCAUUUUUUCUCUAUCGUAGCAGCGGAGGAACAAAGAGGGAGGGAAAGGGGAAGCCGGUGAAAUGGGGGAACCUCCAAGUCCAAUAUUCAAUUCGAGACCCUACAAUGUUUGAAGGAAAAAAGUCCGUCGCUUAAAUCAACACCGACGGCUUUGAUCGUCUAGGGCAAAUCACGGUUCUUUCUCUUCCAAUUAAGUCUCAGCUGAUUUUCUUGUUCUCUCUAUUGGAACAAUCUUCGCUUUGUUUUUUCUUCAGUUGCGUUACGAUUAUCUGUCAGAAAUGUGUUGGCCGAGUUUCGGCUCGUGAAGGUAAGGUUUUUGAUUCGCUUUCGUGGAAAGCUUGUAAUUCUCUGCGUAGGUUUUCGUCGGUCGUGCUCGGGAGGAGAUUAAGCGCGGAUCUAUACGUUCUGGGGUUGUGUUUCUCUUUCGGUUUUAAGUGAAACUCGCCGAGAACCGGUGAAAUUUUAGGGAAUUGGUUUAGUUUCCAGAGAAGGCCUUUGGGUUUUUUUUUUUCAUUUUUUUUUCGGCGGGGAAUUGGUCGUCUCUAGUUUCUCUUUUCUUUUUUCUUUCCUCCUCUUUCUUUGUUCCUUGUAAAGAUGGAAGGUUCUGGCGGGAAUUCGGAGACGUAUAGAAAUUCCACGGGUGUCGGUGGUAGUUCGAGAAGGUACGGUGUGCAGUUCUCGGCAUCGAAUUUUAUACAGGCACCAUUGUCGGCAUUGUUAGAGUAUUCUGGCAUUCUUAGAGGCCGAUCGAGUCAUUUGGAAACGGAGAGUUUGGUCAGUGGAGGUGCCGCAACUGGUCUCCGCGAUCACAUUCAAAGCCGAUUGGAUGAUUCAGCUGCAGGCAGUAGCGGGGACGAGGUUUCGAUUAGGAUAAUUGGUGCCGGAGAGCAAGAACAUGGCAGGGCAGGGACCGGUUUGUCAAGUUCGCCGGUUGGUGCAGGGAGAGAGGCAGGUUCUGGCGAUAGUGCUGUACCGACUGAGCACGUGGCUGGAUCAGCAGCAGCUAUGGCGGAUGGGCAGGGGGAUUCUGGUAAUGAAGGCGGAGUUGGAGAAGGGGUUUCUUCGACAUCGUCCGCUUCUAUUUCGGCUGUUCAUUCUGGUAAUGGAAGCACGAAUGGUGAUGCGGGGAAUGGUGCUGGAGGUAAUAACAGAGAUUCGUCUUACCAGAGAUAUGAUAUCCAACAGGUUGCAAGAUGGAUAGAGCAGAUACUUCCAUUUUCUUUGCUGCUGUUGGUUGUCUUCAUUCGACAACAUUUGCAAGGUUUCUUUGUCACAAUCUGGAUUGCUGCAGUCAUGUUCAAGUCAAAUGAUAUUCUACGAAAGCAGACAGCUCUAAAGGGAGAGAGAAAAUUUUCUGUUCUCAUUGGCAUCUCUAUUGUUUUCAUGCUUCAUGUGGUUGGUGUUUACUGGUGGUACCGGAAUGAUGAUCUUCUAUAUCCAUUAGUCAUGCUUCCUCCAAAGGCAAUACCACCUUUCUGGCAUGCUAUAUUUAUCAUCAUGGUGAAUGAUACAAUGGUGCGGCAGGCAGCAAUGGUCAUAAAGUGCAUACUGCUAAUGUAUCACAAGAAUAGUAGAGGCAGAAAUUAUCGGAAGCAGGGUCAAAUGUUAACUUUAGUUGAAUAUCUGCUGCUGCUUUACCGUGCCUUGUUACCAACACCUGUCUGGUACCGGUUCUUCUUGAACAAGGAAUAUGGAAGCCUUUUUUCAUCACUAACUACGGGAUUGUACCUAACUUUCAAGCUUACUUCUGUUGUUGAGAAGGUCCAGUCCUUCUUUGCGGCUUUGAAGGCACUGUCACGUAAAGAGGUCCAUUAUGGAUCUUAUGCUACAUCUGAACAGGUGAAUGCAGCAGGUGAUCUCUGUGCUAUUUGCCAGGAGAAGAUGCAUGCUCCGAUCUUACUUCGCUGUAAACAUAUCUUCUGUGAAGACUGUGUAUCAGAAUGGUUUGAGAGAGAACGUACAUGCCCACUGUGCAGGGCGUUGGUUAAACCUGCGGAUCUGAGGUCAUUUGGUGAUGGGUCAACCAGUUUGUUUUUCCAAUUAUUUUGAGAUUGUACUUCAUUGAAGAGGAAGACUCGAUAUUUUGAAGCUGGGAACCCUUCUUCAGAGGAGCUUUCUUCACUGGAUCACAUCAUUCCCACCUGAGAAAUUCUGAAUGUAUUGUUUUUGCAUCACCAUAUUCUUACGCCGUUUCAGGAAAUCUACUGAAGGUGCUAUGAAAAAGGAUGACUGGCUUUAUGUUCAUAUGCGCUGUAAUCAUGAGUAUCUCAUGGAUCCGUUGCUCUUUUGGGAAAUUGUCAAACUUUAAGAUAAAUGGGUCUUCGGGUCUUAUUAUAUAUAUACAUAUAUAUACAGGUUGAUUUGAUUAUAGUGAAAGAUAUUCAAGUUGGUCUUGAGCAUUUAUGAAGCAAA
Molecule: messenger RNA, 2499 nt
Organism: Nelumbo nucifera (sacred lotus)
Lineage: Eukaryota; Viridiplantae; Streptophyta; Magnoliopsida; Proteales; Nelumbonaceae
Product: RING/U-box superfamily protein
Biological process (GO): positive regulation of ERAD pathway
Molecular function (GO): ubiquitin protein ligase activity
Source: RefSeq, a predicted model, not a curated record